Sugiyamaella lignohabitans is the source of this 1071-nucleotide messenger RNA. It is a transcript of the gene ERG26, whose product is annotated as sterol-4-alpha-carboxylate 3-dehydrogenase (decarboxylating). NCBI's taxonomy places the organism in Eukaryota, Fungi, Ascomycota, Dipodascomycetes, Dipodascales, Trichomonascaceae. Gene Ontology annotation, molecular function: 3-beta-hydroxy-Delta5-steroid dehydrogenase (NAD+) activity. Gene Ontology annotation, biological process: steroid biosynthetic process. The record is from RefSeq and is a predicted model, not a curated record. The transcript has a single exon. Bases 1 to 1071 code for a protein of 356 amino acids.
AUGUCUACUCAACCUCUGUCUAUUCCUGCCAAGAAGGUUCUUCUUGUUGGUGGUUGUGGGUUCUUGGGCCUGCAUCUUAUUGACCAAUUCUGGAAUCUGUCGCCUCGUCCCGAAAUUCACGUUUUUGAUAUUCGUGAACUACCCAAAGUCUCUCCUAAUUUCUAUAAGUUCAACCCAUCUCAAAUCAAUGUCCAUAUCGGUGACUUGACAUCUCCUACUGAUGUUAGUGAAGUUAUUUCUAGAAUCAGUCCAGAAGUUAUCGUCCAUUCUGCAUCACCUGUUCACGGUAUGGGAUCUGCUAUUUACUACAAGGUUAAUGUGGACGGUACCAAGAACUUAAUUGCCUGUGCUAAAAAGCUCAAGGUUCCUGCUUUAGUAUAUACCUCUUCUGCAGGUGUUUUGUUUAAUGGAGAUGACCUAUACAACGCUGACGAAACACAUCCCUUCCCAGCAAAAUCCAUGGAUGCAUACAACCUUACCAAACAAAUUGCUGAAGAGUUGGUUCUCAAGGCCGAUAGUCCUGAAUUCCGUACUACUGCUAUUCGACCAGCAGGUAUUUUUGGACCAGGAGAUCGACAAAUGAUUCCUGCUCUGAGAGCUAUGGGCCAGAAGGGCCAACAUAAAAUCCAGCUGGGAAACAACCUCAACCUCUUUGAUGUCACUUACGUUGGAAACGUUGCGUACUCACACGUUUUGGCUGCCCAAAAAAUUUUAGACCCCAAGGAAGCCGACAAGGUGGGAGGUGAGUGCUUCCUUAUCACUAACGAUGCGCCAAUUUAUUUCUGGUCUCUGGGACGUGCUGUAUGGAACUACGAUGGUCUGGUUGCUGAAAGAACAUUUGUUAUCCCCAGAUCCGUGGGAAUCGCUAUUGGCUAUGUGUCUGAAUUUUUUUCAUCUCUGCUCGGUAAGGAGCCUGGCUUGACUCCUUUCAGAGUUCGCACUACUUGUGCUGUUAGGUACUAUAAUAUUACCAAAGCAAAGACAGUCCUCGGAUAUGCUCCUCAGACUAGUUUGGAAGAGGGUAUCAAUCUCACGUGUGCUUCUAUGGAUGAGUCUCUUGAGAAGAAAUGA